Messenger RNA from Nezara viridula (southern green stink bug), 273 nucleotides. Lineage: Eukaryota; Metazoa; Arthropoda; Insecta; Hemiptera; Pentatomidae. The record is from the annotation of a GenBank genome assembly.
AUGAUCGUCGUCUUGGUGGAAUGCUACUAUCAUAAUCCGUGUGUGAAGGAGAUAGCCCUAGGAGGGGGGAGGGGAGGGGGCGGAGGACAGGUCAUGAUAAAGAGGGUGCCGCCUGGAGGUGACACGCGAGGUAAACAUGUUUACUGCUGGCUUGCAGCAGUCAACAGCGGCUACCAGCCUUGGGCAUAUAUCAUCAACACCGCUACUGACGGGGAGCCAAUGGCAACGCUACAUCUAUCCCCCCCUCCCCUACGCUAUAUAUCCGAUGAAUGA